Messenger RNA from Beta vulgaris subsp. vulgaris (sugar beet), 899 nucleotides. Its product is annotated as stigma-specific STIG1-like protein 1. NCBI's taxonomy places the organism in Eukaryota, Viridiplantae, Streptophyta, Magnoliopsida, Caryophyllales, Amaranthaceae. The record is from RefSeq and is a predicted model, not a curated record. The coding region runs from base 88 to 567 and encodes 159 amino acids. The transcript has a single exon.
UCUACUAUCUCAUAUUUUCCAGCACAUUUUUCUUCCCUUCCACUAACAACAUAUGCUAUCCAUUCUACUCAACAUCAGCAAGACAAUAUGAAGAACUUUAACGUUUUAAUUGUCUUAACUCUUCUCCUGGCCCUUUUCAUCACUCUUUCUUAUGCACAACCCAAAAACAACGACAAGAAAGCCGCUAAGAAAGGCCAGGAUUUAGAAACAGUCGACUCCUAUCAAGGGUCGAGUCGUUUUCUGAAUUCAAAGAAACACCAUUACUAUAUGAAUCCAUAUAAAUCACGCGGUGGUUACAACGCGCGUGCCCAUUUGACAUGCGAUAGAUUUCCUAGAGUUUGUCGCGUCAAAGGAAGCCCAGGUCCCGAUUGCUGCUGGAAGAAGUGUGUUAAUGUAAAAUCUGAUAAACUUAAUUGUGGAAUGUGUGGGCGAAGGUGUAGAUACCCUGAGACUUGUUGCAAUGGGAGGUGUGUUCAUACUUGGUAUGACAGGAAGAAUUGUGGAGGUUGCCAUAACAGGUGUAAGAGAGGGAGCUUUUGCUACCGAGGCAUGUGCAGCUAUGCUUAGAUACAUACAAGCCAAUGCAUGAAUAUUGGGGUUAAACUAUUAUACAACAUAUUAACUACCAUUUCAUUAAAGAUGCAUAGUAUACAAGCAAAUUAUUAAUGUUCAUAAUUUUCUAUGGUGAUAACUAAUUAAUUAAUGUGUGAAAUUGCUUCGGACAAAUGAAGGAGGUAGAUAUCCUAGCUAGCUAGGAUGGUGGAAGUUUUAGCAAAUUAAGAUUGUGCUUAUUCUUUUCAUUUGUAUUUAUAAAUAUAUAUAAUCAUUUGUAACAAGAAGUAAUACAAUUAAGAUUGCGCUUAUUCUUUUCAUUUGUAUUUAAUAUAUAAUUAGUUACU